This is a messenger RNA of Elaeis guineensis (African oil palm), 380 nucleotides long. NCBI's taxonomy places the organism in Eukaryota, Viridiplantae, Streptophyta, Magnoliopsida, Arecales, Arecaceae. The record is from RefSeq and is a predicted model, not a curated record.
AAUCCAAAGUGGAGCCCUUCCAAACUGGAGGAUGUUGACAUGUCUGAAGUCGAAUCAGUUUUUGAACCUCUACCCCCCGAAGAUGAACUGGUUGUUUGAUGUGUAGUUGCACUCAUCAUGGAGGAAUGAGAAAGACCAGCAGCGUUUUUUUUUCUUGUUCCUGAUUGAUUUCAUCAUACUAUUUAUGUUGAAAAGGUACCACUAAUUUACUACUCACACUUAAAUUAAAGCGCCAGACCACGUUUAGAAGAAUAAAGGUGUACUUCUCAACCGAAUUAAAUUACAGCCCGGACUAAACCUCCUUUAUAACGGAGUAUCAUUGCACUCGCAGAUGUAUCGUUGGAUUUUGUUCUACGGUUUAUUGGUCAAUAUUUCUUCUA